Leptidea sinapis is the source of this 936-nucleotide messenger RNA. Its product is annotated as enkurin. Gene Ontology annotation, cellular component: acrosomal vesicle. Gene Ontology annotation, molecular function: calmodulin binding. The record is from RefSeq and is a predicted model, not a curated record. Lineage: Eukaryota; Metazoa; Arthropoda; Insecta; Lepidoptera; Pieridae. The transcript has 4 exons. The coding region runs from base 80 to 844 and encodes 254 amino acids.
CCAAAUAAACAACUCUGAUUUUACUUCCAUGCAUAGUAUUGCUUAUUUUCAUUUAAACAACAUUUAUUAUUAAUAAGAUAUGUCUGUUGUUCAAAUCGUUCAACACGAUGAAGUUAUAUACACAAUUUUAGAUAAACCUCCUCCGGACCCACCUAAAACACCAAGAUAUGAGUCAAAAUUAGAAAGACAAUUGAAAGAAACGAAAACACCUCAAACUCGUUUCGACUUCGGUUAUGCAGAAGUACCUUUAAAAAAACCUGAGGAUUUUCUAAAAAAGGGUGAAGGGAUUGGUCAGCCCAUAAAGAAAUCCGAUCAUAAGUGCUUGGUGUCAGGAACUCUGCCACCAGUUCCGCGACGGCCCCCACCUGGAAAGAAGUCCGAUAAGCCUCAGAAAAAUUUCAGAGUGGAAAACAUAAAAAAGGCCAUCAAAACUAAAGCAAAACCUCCACAGCCUAGGUUAGUUGACACUAGAGACGGCCAUAUAAAGAAGAUAAAGGGGUCUGGUGAGGUGCCGGAAUAUUGUUUGCGUCCCGAUUUUGGUAAAAUACCUGGGUAUUUAAUGAAAAGGAACCGGAAAAUCCAAAAGGAUCUUGAAAAAAUGAAAUACAUAGAAGAACACAAAGAAAGCUUGUGUAAGCUAAUAAACGAGCAAGAAAGGGAAAAACUUCUAGAGGACUUAAAAUACAAAUGGCAAGUAAUGCAGAAAGCGUUCUUGCAACUGCCAAUGCUGACAGAUACCAUCCCGAAAAUUCUACGGAAGACUAAAAUGGAACAAGAGUUAAAACAAUUAGAAAAAGACAUUGCACUUAUAGAAUCAAAUCCUUAUAUAUACAUUUACGAGUAGAGAUUUCGUCGGCUAAAACGUAAAUUUAUCUACAUAUAAAAUGCUUAUUAUGAAAUGGAAAUACUCUAAUGAUAUUUAUAGUUGCAUUAAAU